This is a messenger RNA of Thyridium curvatum, 708 nucleotides long. RefSeq lists its product as uncharacterized. NCBI's taxonomy places the organism in Eukaryota, Fungi, Ascomycota, Sordariomycetes, Thyridiales, Thyridiaceae. Bases 1 to 708 code for a protein of 235 amino acids. The transcript is spliced from 3 exons. The record is from RefSeq and is a predicted model, not a curated record.
AUGCCUCCAACCGUCCGCCUCACAAGUCUCAUUGCUGUGACUAUUGCGCUGUCGAGCGCCCUAUGUCUCGCCCAGGAUAAGCUCAUGACGCAGGGGACAUACAUCGACCCGGACUCAGCCUUGAGGUUCACGUCUUGGUCUUCGACUCCGGAUGCUGACGGGAGAGGCGCGUUCACCUUUGGCAUGACGCUCCUAGAUGACGCGGCGGACAAGAAUGCCACCGACUAUGUCGGUGUGUUGAUCGACACAACUGACAGAAAGGGGGAAAACAAAAAACAGAAAUGCCAGAGCCUGAGCGCAAACCAGACGGGCUGGUGCGGCCUCGCCCACGGCGGCAGCAUGCUGCGGAACCUGCUGCUCAUGGCCUGGCCGCACGAGGGCCGGGUGCUCACGUCGUUCCGCUGGGCGACCGACUACUUCAAGCCGGGCGUGUACGGCGGCAACGCGACGCUGACGCAGGUCACGUCGCGCGUCGACCCGCGCGGGUUCGAGGUGAUGUACCGCUGCGGCGACUGCCUGCGGUGGAGCGAGGGCGCCGACGAGGGCUCCGCGGGCACGAGCGCGGGCAGCCUGAUGCUGGGGUGGGCGCAGGGGGCCGACGGGCCGACCGACGCGGCGAGCCCGGAGGGGAUCGACUUCAUCUUCCACAACAACGGGUACGGCACGUGGCGCGCGGAACUGGAGGGCGAGGUGAACCCGUCGUCGUAG